UCCAGCAGAUGGUGGGUGUAGAGUAGAAGAGCCUGACACCAAAAAAAGCAACAUCUAAAAAAACAACUUUUCUCCAUUUUUACUUCUUCCCUCCACCGAGGCAUCCUCACCAUGCCCUCCAACUUCCUCACGCCCUUCCUGGAGCUGGACGACGAGUUCUGCAAGAGCUUCCGCAGUUUGGACAUGGCAGACGUUGCGCCCCCUGCUGAUCAGAAGCAGCGAGUGGCAGGAUUCCAGCGCAGGCAUUCCUUGUGUCCGGUCACCCUGCCGAAUUCGAAGUUCAACUGUGGCAGCUCGGAGCCGGCAGCCGACUCCUGCCUCUGGCCGAUGGGCGGCAUCAUCGGGCAGCAGCUGCCUCGCUCGUCGCUCAACCACAUCCCGUUCAGAGUGGACCGUUCCAUUAGCAUGAUCGAGGGACACGUGAGUGGCAGCUUGGGAGUCAGUGGCGGCAGUUUGGGAGUCGGUGGCAGCAGCUUGGGAGUCGGUGGCAGCGAUUCGCCACUUAAGUCGCUGCCCCCUCCACCCGGCUUGAGCCUCAGCCUCAGCAACAGCUCCCUGUCCUCUGUCAAAAGUCUUGCGGCGUCCCCGCCGGUGUCCACCCGCUACAAGACCGAGCUUUGCCGUACCUACGAAGAAAGCGGCACCUGCAAGUACGGCGCCAAGUGCCAGUUCGCCCACGGAAUGGACGAACUGCGGGGUCUUAACCGGCACCCCAAGUACAAAACCGAGCCCUGCCGCACUUUCCACACCAUCGGCUUCUGCCCGUACGGCGCUCGCUGCCACUUCAUCCACAACGCCGACGAGCAAGAGAGCCAGCAAGACGGCGGUCGCCAACUAAAGCCGAGAGAUCGUCCACAGCUUCUUCGCCAGAGCGUCAGCUUCGCCGGCUUCUCGUCUCAAGCCAUGACCGGCUUCCAGUCCCUUCCAGACCCUCUAGCCUUCACCAGAGCUGCCUCCGUCUCCCCGCCACCCUCUACCGGCAGUCCUGACCUUCUGUCACCAAUGUUUCCAGAACCUGCCACUCUGAAGAACGGCUACCGCUUCUCGGCUACCGGUACUCCUGAUUUGGGCGGCGAAGGCCUUCGAUUCUUCUCCAUUGGUGACCCCAAGGGACAAUCGAGCGAAUCCUCAAGUCCUCAAGACUUCCAGAGCUGCCACAACCACCACAACAACCACCACAACAACCACAACAACCAACAUCACAACAACCACCACAGCCGCAGCUUCACCUUCACCGGUUUUGGUGCUCUGCAGCGCACGGGAUCGGCAGAUUCCCUCUCCGAUCAGGAAGGAUACUCCAGUUCCACUUCCACUUCCAGUUCCAGCUCCACUUCCGGCGCUGGCUCCGGCAGCCUGAGCGGCAGCGAAUCGCCCACCAUGGAGGGCCGUCGCCUGCCAAUCUUCAGCCGCCUGUCUGUCUCAGACGAUUAGAUUAGAUUCAAUUAGAUUAGAGACGUCUCGAACUUUUUGGACGAAGCGUAUCCGAAGUGCAUAUUGCAUAUCCACAAACCAAAGCAGACGCUGUGUUUGCUUUCGACUCGUAUUACGUAUUAUUUUGUAUUACUUAUAAGUUAUAUAUAUGGACGAACUGUGAGCUAUGAACUCUGAACUCUCUGAACUUUCAACUUUGGUUGUUUUUCCUUGUUUUUCUAUUAUUAUAAUUAUUAUUUUAUUAUUUUAUUAUUAACGUUAUGUUAUUGCUUUUGUUUUUUAAAUGCAUUUGGUACAAUACAAUGUGAUGUAAUGGAAAAUGAAAUGCAAUGUAUACUGUUGUAUACCGGUUUUGUUGUAAGCUGUACUGGGUACUCCACAUCUUCUAGAUUUUUCUAGAUUCUACUUUUUGAUUUUCUUGUUUUUAUUUUUGGGUGGGAUGCAAAGGAAAAAGUUCUAUGUCAGAACCCUCUUUCCGUACCCGUCCGAUAUUGAAGAUAUUUAAAGAAUUAACCCCUUGUAUAAUUCUUAGUCUUGUAAAAGUAUUUUUUAGCCACUAACAGCCUUUUUUUAACAGCCUGUUUUAUGAUGCAAUGAUGUUCAGUGGCACCUGUGGCUAUAUCAUGCAGCACCUGUACCUCCUGUAUCUGUAUUCUAACCAAAGCAAAGUUAGUUUUUAUUUUUAUUUUUUGGGAUGUUUUUAACUCUGUAGUGUCUAUAGUUCUUUAUAGAACUUUAACCCCCUUUUAUUCUCCAUUAACCCCCCCCCCCCCUCAUUACUGCCCGAGCAUACUGUAAAAAAAAAGAA
Messenger RNA from Astyanax mexicanus (Mexican tetra), 2239 nucleotides. Its product is annotated as mRNA decay activator protein ZFP36L1. NCBI's taxonomy places the organism in Eukaryota, Metazoa, Chordata, Actinopteri, Characiformes, Acestrorhamphidae. The transcript is spliced from 2 exons. The record is from RefSeq and is a predicted model, not a curated record. Bases 112 to 1431 code for a protein of 439 amino acids. Gene Ontology annotation, molecular function: metal ion binding; mRNA binding.